Thecamonas trahens ATCC 50062 is the source of this 2872-nucleotide messenger RNA. Its product is annotated as 4-aminobutyrate transaminase. NCBI's taxonomy places the organism in Eukaryota, Apusomonadida, Apusomonadidae. Gene Ontology annotation, cellular component: mitochondrion. The transcript has a single exon. Gene Ontology annotation, molecular function: pyridoxal phosphate binding; transaminase activity. The record is from RefSeq and is a predicted model, not a curated record. The coding region runs from base 1 to 2808 and encodes 935 amino acids.
AUGGCCACCUCCGCUCGAGCCUCCACUCUCCCGCUCCCGCUUCAUCGCGAUGUGCUGUGCUCGGCCGGCCGGCUCCUGGCAGAGUCGCACGUGGCGACAAGCGCUGCUGGCGCAGAUACCGGCCUACCGAGAAUGAUCCUCCCGCGUGCGCUGGAUGAAGGUACCUUGUCGGGCUUUGCCUCGGAUUUUGUCUCCUUUGCUCAGAUCGUCGCUCGGAGCUGGGCUACCCGCUCGCGCAUGCUGGCGGCCGAUGCACUCGCGCGGCCAAAGGCGGUCGUGCACGGACUCGCCCUCACCGGUCACGACGACAUCGUUGUCAGCGGCUCGCAGACGGUGGCACUGGAGCCCGCGCAGGAUGCUCCACGCCCAGUCUGCUUGCGCAUCGAGGACUUGGCCUGCCUCGCGAGAGUGCUCGCCGCAGGCGACCCGGACCCGAUCGAGGCGCUCGCUGCGGUGGUCGCCGGCUACGCCACUGUCGCGCCGCUCACUGACCUCGAACUCGAGGUGGCGUUUGACGCAGUCCUCGCCUCGCUGCUCACGGCUGUUAUCGCCGACCCGGCCGCAACCUCGAGCGCGGCGUAUCUACUUUCGAGCCUAUCGUCGCUCUCGCGUGACUGGGUCCACUUUCGCCUCCGCGCCGCGAUGGGCCUCCCUGACCCGGUUCCCGGCACUGCACAGCUUGUUGCAGCCCUCGGCGAUCCUGCGCGUACGCUUCCGUCGCUCUUUGCUGACCCGGCCGUCGCUCGCCGCGCCGCCGCUCAGGACUCUUUCCUUGUCCUGGACUUGUCGGCCAACUCGCCGCACGUCACCGCUACCGAUGUCGCCGAUCCGGCCAUGUUUACUGCGGCUGUUGAUGCCGCGCUGGCGGCCGCCGGAGCCGAGUUUGGCCUCGGCCAGUACCUCGAAGACCGUUCGAUUUACGGCACCGACGCGUACGCGCCUCUUCCGGCGCCGGCGGCGCCAGGCGAUGCCCCACGACGCGCCGACGGGCCUCAGUCCCUUCCCCGCCGGUCGAUGCAUCUCGGCGUUGACGUUUUCGCGCCUGCCGGAACCGAGGUCUGUGCUCUUCUGCCCGGCCAGGUCCACUCGUUUGCGGUCAACGCCGCGUUCCAGGACUACGGCCCGACGGUUGUACUCGCUCACUCUGUGGCGGCUUUGAACGUGGCGGCGGGCGGAGGCGCUGCAGCCGGGAUUGACACUUUCUACACCCUCUAUGGCCAUCUCUCGAUCGACUCGCUUGCCGGCCUUCAGGUCGGCAUGCAUGUGCCUGCCGGUGCCGUUGUCGGCGCGCUCGGUGACGUCGAGGUUAACGGCGGCUGGCCGCCGCACUUGCACUUUCAGAUCAUGCUCCACAUGUGUGGCAAGAACGGCGACUUUGAGGGUGUUGCCCAGCUUCGUCACGCUCCGCUGUACGCGUCGCUCACUCCGGAUCCAAACCUCCUCCUCCGCUUCCCAGCGCUGGGCGAGACGCACAGAGAGCGUGACACUGCAUCGCGCGAGGUCGAGGACGCGCUCAUCGCUCGUCGCACCGCUGUCCUCUCGCCCAACCUCUCGCUCUCGUUUGACGAGCCGCUGCACAUUGUCCGUGGCGAGGGUCAGUAUCUUUACGCCGCUGACGGGACGCAGUACCUCGACUGUGUCAACAACGUGUGCCACGUCGGGCACUGCCACCCGCGGGUAGUCGCUGCCGCCGCCGCGCAGAUAGCGGUCCUCAACACCAAUACGCGCUACCUGCACACCAACGUCCUCGACUACGCCGAGAAGCUGCUGGCCACGUUCCCGGACGAGCUCUGUGUCGCCUUUUUCGUCAACUCGGGCUCCGAAGCCAACGACCUCGCGCUGCGUCUCGCGCGCGCCGCCUCCGGUGGCGAUGCCUGCAUUGUCCUCGACGGUGCGUACCACGGCCACCUCAGCUCGCUUAUCGAGCUCUCGCCGUACAAAUUCAACGGCAGGGGCGGCUCCGGCCAGAGUGACCAUGUCCACGUUGUGCCCAUGCCUGAUCCGUACCGGCAUCCCGAAGCGUGUGACGGCGGGGCGGCGGGCGCCGCCGCGCUCGCGUCCAUCGCUGCCGCCGGCCAGAAGGUCACCGCGCUCUUCGCCGAGUCGGUGCUCGGCUGCGGCGGGCAGGUUGUGCUGCCAGACGGCUACCUCGCCGACCUGUACGCUGCUGUUCGCGCCGCCGGUGGCGUCACUGUCGCCGACGAGGUCCAGGUCGGCUUUGGGCGUGUCGGCUCGUUCAUGUGGGCCUUUGAGAGCCAGGGCGUGGUACCGGACAUUGUGACACUCGGCAAGCCGAUGGGCAACGGUCACCCGCUCGCGGGUGUUGUCACUACCCGUGCCAUUGCCGACGCCUUUCACAACGGCAUGGAGUUCUUCUCGACCUUUGGUGGGAAUCCGGUGUCGAUGGCGGUCGGCGCCGCCGUCCUGGAUGCCAUCGACGCCGAUGGGCUUAUGGCCAACGCGGCUGCGCGCGGCGCCCAGCUCCUCGCCGGCUUUCGCGCCCUCCAGGCACGGCACCCGCUCAUUGGCGAUGUCCGUGGCAUGGGCCUCUUCAUCGGCGUCGAGCUUGUCCGCGACGCCGCCACCAAGGAGCCCGCUGUUCCGGAGAUCGACGCCGUUGUUGAGCACAUACGCAGGCAUUGGCGGACGUUUGUCUCGACCGACGGCCCGCUGCACAACGUGCUCAAGCUCAAGCCGCCGCUCUGCCUCUCGCACGCCGACUGCGAGCGGGUCAUCGCCGCCCUCGACGAUGCACUCACCCGUGUCGAGGCUGGCGACGUCGCAAGUUCGAGCCAGCCCCUCACAUAACACCGCGUGACGCCGCAGUGACGCGUACCCCGAAUUCGAACAAUGUAAUGUCCACGUGGUCCCG